CAGGUUUCUGGAUAGUGAAUCAACGGUUGUUUUUUUUUUGUUGGGUAAAAGGUUGUGCUCGACGAAAACACGAAUACAAUCCAUUCCAUUCAGUAAGAGAAUCGCAGACAAAUAACAUGUGUAGAAAAUCACGGCAGGUAGUUCUAUUUUUCGUGUUUAUAUUUGUGUUGUGUGUUAUUGUUGUUGUUCUCGUGAAACAAGUGGCACAUCGCGACGAGGGGACAAUCCACUACAAUAAAAAUUCAAUACGCGAAGCAGAAACAAGAAAUAGAAGAAGAGUUCGAAAACUUGAGGAGGCAUGUAGAAAUUAUAAUCUAGGGUUUUACCGAUUGGAAACGGAGAGAGAUAUUAUCAAAUAUCCACCAGCACCUCAGUAUUCCGUAUUUUACAUCGACACGAUUCAUCGGAUAUCUUACUGCCCGAUCUACAAAGCUGGUAGUACAACGUGGCUUCACAACCUCUGUUUGCUAAUGAAUAUAUCGGAGAGUGAACUGACAAAAAGUAAAGAUCAGAUAUCGACAAUUGCCAGGCGUCUAAUACCAGAGAUGGAUUAUCCGGAAGCCGAGGAGGCGCUGAGGGCUACCACGAAAUUUCUGGUCGUUCGCCAUCCAUUCGAGAGACUAUUGAGCGCUUAUCGAGACAAACUCGAGAAUUCGGUAGCGCGAAGAGAACAUGGUACACUGCAUUUUUAUCGGAAAUACGGCUCCAAGAUUGUCGAGAAAUACAGAGAUGACAGUUUUAUACCCCCGGGGGAGGAGCAAGUUAUCCACAGAGAGGGUGUACCGAGACCCGCAGGAAUCGAGCCAACUUGGCGAGAAUUUGUUGAGUACCUAAUUGACACUGAUUUAGCGAGUUAUGGCGACGAUCACUGGAUGCCCUACUACCUGUAUUGUACACCUUGUACCAUCAAUUACACAAUCAUUGCGAAGGUGGAGACCCUCAACGAGGACCAAAUAUUUGCAAUUGAAAAAAUGGGACUGUCCAACAAGAUAAAACCCGCGUGGAAACACAAGAGUGGAAGAUCAGACGCAGCUAGUGUCUAUUUCAGUCAAUUAACUCCUGAUCACAUAACUCAACUGUACGAAAAGUUUAAACUGGACUUCGAGAUGUUCGAUUACACUCCAGACAGUUAUUACCAGUACUCAGAGGACAUUUAAUGAAUAAUUCACGAGAUGAAGAUUGCAAUCGUCUCAGUUGAAAUAUUCAAAUGCAAAUGAAUUCACUUGUUCACCCAAUUAAUGUUUUAAGAAUAAAAUGUCGAGUCUACCAAUGUCUCAAACUUUCCAGUGGGUGUAAUGGGGUGGAUUUCAAUGGGGCGGUUAAAUCGAUCGACCCAGUUUACUGUCCGGCUUUAUAUCAAAGCGAUCUCGGCCGAACUUUGAAUGAAGUAUUCGAGAUAUGGAUUUCGUAUGCGAUUGUCAUCAUCGUCGCAUGCCUCAACCAUUCAACAUUUCGAAAUAGUCUGAUUUAUUCUCAGUCGUUACACACCGAAUACCCCAUGAAUACGAUGGAUCCAUUGCCGCAACAUCAUUAUCCAGGCUAUUAUUGAAUUAACUGAUUUUUCUAUCUAUAAUCUAGGAUUUCUUGCCUUUCGCCUCCGGGUAUUGAAAUUUUUUUAAUCUCAAUUUUCAUCAGAUAUCAUGGAAAAAGUUGAAAAUAUAAUUUUUGCAGCGGUAAUGGAUUCGUCAAAUUAAAUCAGAUGUUCUUGUCAUGCCUAAGUAUUGUUGAAUCCUAAUAACCUGUCGUCGAUAUU
Fopius arisanus is the source of this 1753-nucleotide messenger RNA. Its product is annotated as carbohydrate sulfotransferase 11. Bases 117 to 1157 code for a protein of 346 amino acids. NCBI's taxonomy places the organism in Eukaryota, Metazoa, Arthropoda, Insecta, Hymenoptera, Braconidae. Gene Ontology annotation, molecular function: sulfotransferase activity. The transcript is spliced from 6 exons. The record is from RefSeq and is a predicted model, not a curated record. Gene Ontology annotation, biological process: carbohydrate biosynthetic process. Gene Ontology annotation, cellular component: membrane.